AUGCUUAGAGCUGUCGCAUCUAAACAAUUGAGAAGGGGACUAGCCACUCAAGUUAGUGGCUCUCUAGCUCCAGAAAUUAGUCAACUAUCCAAUGGUGUUGUCGUUGCAACCGAACCAAACACCUCCUCUUCUACAGCAUCUGUUGGUGUUGUCUUUGGUUCAGGUUCAUCUAGCGAAAACCCUUACAACAAUGGUAUCUCCAAUCUUCUAUCAAAGACUUACAAGAGUACCGAAAACCGUGCUAAUGCUGCAACCAAAGGUGUAGAAGUUGUCUCUAAGGUCGGUAGGGAAUACCAAUCCUACUUGGUUAACUCUCUGCCAGGUCAACUAUCUAAAUCCUUUGAUAUUCUAAAUUCGACUGUUCUAGGUAACCCAACUGGGUCUGACAAGGUAUUUGAGCAAACUAAGAGCAACGUCUUGAAACAAAUUGAACAUUUCGAAGAAACCAACCACAAGGGAAGAGUCCUAGAGCACUUGCAUGCUACAGCUUUCCAAAACACUCCUUUAUCCUUACCAAUCAGAGGUACUACUGAAUCAGUUGAUGGCUUGUUGAGGGGUGAUUUGGAAGAGUUUGUUAACCAACACUUCAUCUCAUCCAACGCUGUCAUCGUUGGUACUGGUAACAUCUCCCACCAAGAACUAUGUGAACUAGUUGAGAAGAGCUCUUUGAAGUUCAACUCAACUACCAAGGCCAAGCCAGAAGCUAACAAAAAGUCUACCUUCUUGGGUUCUGAAAUCAGAUUAAGAGACGACACCCUUCCAAAGGCUUGGAUUUCCAUUGCUGCCGAAGGUGAAGCAUUGACCUCUCCAGAUUAUUUAGUAUCCCAAGUUGCUGCCCAAGUAUUUGGUUCUUACAACGCUGCUGAACCAAACUCUAGAUUGCAAGGUAUUAAGCUCUUGGAUGAUAUUCAGGAAUACCAACUAUGUGAUGACUUUGACCAUUUCUCUUUGUCUUACAGAGAUUCCGGUCUAUGGGGUUUCGUAACCACAACACAAAAUGUUGGUUCAAUCGAUGACUUGAUGCACUUUGUUCUAAAACAAUGGAAUAGGUUAACUAUUUCAGUCACCGAGACAGAAGUCGCCCGUGGUAAGGCUAUGUUAAAAUUAAAGCUUGCUAAUGAAGCAUGUAAGAAGAACUGUCACAUUGCAUCUGAUUUGGGUAAUUUGGUACUAAAUCAAGGUGUCAAGUUCAACCAAGAUGAAAUCUUCAGAAAGAUCGAUGCAAUCACUGUUAAGGAUGUCAAGGCUUGGGCUGGUAAGAAACUAUGGGACCAAGACAUUGCCAUUGCCGGUACUGGACAAAUCGAAGGUCUAUUUGACUACAUGAGACUAAGAAACGAUAUGUCUAUGAUGAGAUGGUAG
Messenger RNA from Nakaseomyces glabratus, 1362 nucleotides. It is a transcript of the gene COR1, whose product is annotated as ubiquinol--cytochrome-c reductase subunit COR1. Gene Ontology annotation, biological process: aerobic respiration. Gene Ontology annotation, cellular component: mitochondrion. Lineage: Eukaryota; Fungi; Ascomycota; Saccharomycetes; Saccharomycetales; Saccharomycetaceae. The record is from RefSeq and is a predicted model, not a curated record. Gene Ontology annotation, molecular function: metal ion binding; metalloendopeptidase activity.